Molecule: messenger RNA, 2305 nt
Organism: Rhineura floridana
Lineage: Eukaryota; Metazoa; Chordata; Lepidosauria; Squamata; Rhineuridae
Gene: ANXA3
Product: annexin A3
Exons: 13
Coding region: 30-1307 (425 amino acids)
Cellular component (GO): cytoplasm
Molecular function (GO): phospholipase inhibitor activity; calcium-dependent phospholipid binding; calcium ion binding
Source: RefSeq, a predicted model, not a curated record
UAAACAAAAGCCAUCAGAGAGAGGGAGAGAUGGUCCGAUCAAGCGGAGAGCUUUCCCUGUUGAACGCCGACCUGCCUUGCAACUCUCAAAGAAGCAGUGAAGCCCCGCGGGGUCCAGGGGGGCCGCCCGGCCGUUCCCAGCCAGUCCCGGGGCUGGCGCGCGGGCGAAGAGGAGACGUGUGGGCUCCGCCUUUUCCCCAGCGUGGCCGGACAGGUGGAGCUGACGGAGGGCGGCUCGCAGCAUUUCCCGAGUGGCCGCGCCGGGGUUGCUUCUCUUCGCCAGUGCGCGGCUCGGGGCUGUUGCCGCCGGCGGAAACUUUCUGCGAGAAGAUCAUCAUGGCUUCUGUUUGGGUCGGCCCUAGAGGAACAGUACAGGAUUACUCCGGCUUUAACGCGUCGAGAGAUGCUGAAGCGAUUCGGAAAGCAAUUCGGGGAAUAGGCACAGAUGAAAAAAUCCUGAUCGACAUCCUUACCGGAAGACCAAAUGCUCAGCGGCAGCUGAUUGCUAAGGAGUACAGGGCAGCUGCAGGAAAGGAACUGAAAGAUGCCUUGAAAGGGGAUCUGUCUGGCAAUUUGGAGCGUAUUAUGGUGGCUCUUGUAACACCUCCAGCGGUUUUUGAUGCUAAACAACUGAAGAAAUCCAUGAAGGGCUCUGGAACUGACGAGCAGGCACUGAUUGAAAUCCUUGCUUCAAGGACCAGCAAGCAAAUGAAAGAAGUUGCCCAGGCAUAUUACACAGUUUAUAAGAAGAGCCUCGGGGACGACAUCAGCUCCGACACAUCUGGUGAUUUCAGACAAGCCCUGUUAACUCUGGCCGAUAGCAGAAGAGAUGAAAGUCAAAGAGUGGAUGAACAGGUUGCAAAGCAGGAUGCGCAGAUCCUGUACAAUGCAGGUGAGAAGAAGUGGGGAACAGAUGAAGGCAAAUUCAUUGAGGUCCUGUGCUUCAGCAGCAUUCCUCAGCUGAGACUAACCUUUGAAGAAUACAGAAACCUCAGUGGCAAGAAACUGGAAGAGAGCAUUCAGACUGAAAUGUCGGGACAUUUUGAAGACCUGUUGUUGGCCAUCGUCAAAUGUGUGACCAGCACUCCUGCAUUCUUUGCUGAAAGGCUGCACAAGUCUUUGAAGGGAGCUGGGACUGAUGAAUUCACACUGAACAGAAUUCUGGUGUCCAGGUCCGAAAUUGACCUUUUGGAUAUUCGAGAUGAAUAUAAGAAGAUGUAUGGUGUCUCCUUGUAUUCUGCGAUUAAAUCUGACACUUCUGGGGAUUAUGGGACCACAUUGCUCAGGAUUUGCGGCGGAGACGACUGAUGGGAAUGAACCCAGGCAGAAGCGCCAAGCCCUGGAGUUUCCUGCUUCACACGGCAGUUCUUGUCUGUGGAGCUUCUAAAUGUUUAAACAAGUGUAGAAUUGUCACCACUCUUUUUUGAUUGCUUUCUCAUUAGGCAUCAUAACAAACAGAUGCUUAUUUUAGUACAUCCCUUCAGGCAACUGGUGACAUUUGCUUUGCCACACACUGUGAUUUUGGAUGAAACCUGCUCUUCAAAUUCUAGGGGGUAAAUCUGCUAGACAUGGUUGAUGCCUGCAAGGUUGGAAUCUGUUUGGGUAUACAUAUAAAAGCAUUGUACAAACCCAGCGUUUCUCUAGGAAUACUUAUGAUUUGAAUGAAGCUUUUAAAAAAUCCUCCACGGCUCCCUAUAUUUGCUUUUGGUUUUUUCUUUUGCAGUUUCAGCUUAUCAGCUGUUUGUCUAAAGUGGCACACAGCCAUUAUGGCUUUCAAGCUGUAUGCCAGAAUUGAUGCAUUUGAUGCCGUCUUGAUUAUAAGGCGUAUUCUUUGCGGGGGGGGGAGAUAAAGGGGGAGAGAAGGAGAAGAGGGGACUGGCAAAAGAAAAGAAAAGGGUAGCACACUGCCAGCUCUGGCCCCACUCCUUGCUGACCCAUUGUAGGGAGAGAGAACACAAGCUUCAUGGUUGAGAUACAUUCCACACAGAAAGUCUCAGGUUCAGUCAUCUGUUAAAAGAUUCUCCUGGAAAAUCCCAUCUCUGAAAUCCUAGUUGGCUGGAGUCAACCAUAAUGUGCUAGGUGCACCAGUGGUCUGACUGUAUACAGCAGUUUCAGAUAUUCAUAAGGACUAGAGCCGUGGUUCCCAAUUUUUUUUCCCCAUGGAACACUUGAAAACUGCUGAGGGUCUCGGCAGACUAAUUAAUAAUUUUUCAGCCUGUUGUAGCAAUUGCAAUGCUCUGUGCUAGGCGGUGUGCGAUGGAUUACAUAGAAUUCAAACUGUAGUAUAAUAAAAGAAGCAAUAACAA